This is a messenger RNA of Cavenderia fasciculata, 1578 nucleotides long. RefSeq names its product component of 9-1-1 complex (gene rad9). The transcript has 3 exons. Bases 1 to 1578 code for a protein of 525 amino acids. Gene Ontology annotation, cellular component: checkpoint clamp complex. Lineage: Eukaryota; Evosea; Eumycetozoa; Acytosteliales; Cavenderiaceae. Gene Ontology annotation, biological process: DNA repair; mitotic intra-S DNA damage checkpoint signaling; DNA replication checkpoint signaling. The record is from RefSeq and is a predicted model, not a curated record.
AUGAGUUAUCCAUCAUCGAAUCAAUCAGAUCAAGAACCAAUAGUAUUAGAAAUACCUUCUAAACAUUUUAAAUUGUUUGCAAAGAGUAUGCAAUGUAUGGGUAAACUUGGUGAUGAAAUUGAAAUGGAGUUUACUCCAAACAAGUGUAUAUUUGCAUUGACACCAUCAUCAUUAAACUUACAUUUUAGAAUGGAAUUGAGUAAAGAGUUCUUUGGGAUCUAUCAGAUGCCACAAAACAGAGUGUGUAUUGGUAUAAAAGCAAGAUCAUGCUAUUCAUUCUUUCAAGCUCAAAAUGUAUUACAAUUUAUUAUCGAAGUCAAUAUUGGUGAAGGCAAGGUGCAGUUUCAUCAACGAUUCAACGAUCAUAUAAGCAAGUCGUACCGAACUGCAUUUGAAUCAAAGACUGAAAUAAGAACACCUCAAAGCGACCCAUCAAAACUACAAGCUCGAAUGUCAAUUAAACCAAAACUACUAUCUGAGCUGAUUUCUCAUUUCUCUGCUCAUACUACUGAAGUCAUUCUUGGUCUUGGUAAAGAAAGAAUUUUCUUUAAAACUCCUACUCCAAGUGAUUCCGAUAUUCAAGACAAGAAAAAGAUAUUACAUACAGAGAUUGGAGUUGAUUUGAAUGAAUUGGAUAAAUAUGAUAAUCAAUUUGAUUUACCAUUGCGAGCUGUUUUCCAACUAAAGGAUUUGAAAACUAUUUCAACCUAUCUUGCAGCACUACCAAAUGACAGCACUCCUUCACAAAUCUCACUUGGCGAGGAAUACAGUUUGACAUUGCAAUCACGUGUUGGUAAUACUUGUUUUAUUACUAUUUAUUUUGCUGCCGACACUACUGUUGAUCAUACUGCCUAUCCUCAACAACAAUAUCAACAACAACAAAUGCAUCAACAACAACAACAACAACAAAUGUAUCAACAACAGCAACAGCAGCAACAACAACAAUAUUCUCCACAAAACCAAAUGGUUAUUGCAAAUAAUAAUAAUAAUAAUUAUCAACAAAGACAACCUUCACAACAACAACAACAACAACAACAACAACAACAACAACAACAACAACAACAAAGACAACCUUCUCAACAACAAUUUAGAUCUUCACCACCCUAUAAUAAUAAUAAUAAUAAUAAUUAUCAAUCAAGUCCACAUAGAGGAACACCUUCACAAAGAUCAGAGUUUGGAAAUGAUGGUGUUUAUGAUAUUGGAAAUUAUGAUCAAUAUGACCAAAGACAAAAUGGUACUCCACAGCAACAACAACAAUCUGGCGACAAUUACAAUAAUAAUAAUAAUAAUAAUAAUAAUAAUAAUAAUAAUAAUAAUAAUAAUAAUAUCCAACAACAACAAAAUCAAUAUCAACCACCAAAUCAACAUCAACAACCAAAUCUAUAUCAACAACAACAACAACAAAUUAUCCUUCAACAACAAGCACAACAAAAUCAAAUGAUUUACCAAAUGAAUGAAAGUCAAACAAGUAGAAAAUCAGCAACAAGAACAUUGGCUCAAGACCUUUAUAAUGAUCCAGAUGAAGAUGACCAAGGACAAAUGGAUGAUGAAGAAGUACCAUUUUCUCAAGAUUCAUAA